AAAUCACAUAAAAUCUACAAUUUUCUCAAGCGUCUAAAAAUAUGUUAAUGUCGAAAGACUGCUUGUUGUGUUACUCAUUUUCUGUAAUUCCUCGAUUAAAAGCUCUGUUUAACAAGUAAUUAUUGGCCUGAGCAUUUAAUUGUUAUGUUUAUAUGUUGGCUUAGUUGUCAUGAACUGUUCUGCUUUCUUCAACCUGAAAAACAAAACGAGAAAAUAUUUUAAGCAAGCAAGAUAUUUUAAUGUCUACUACAUGAAAUUAAAUGGUCGUUUCUGUCUCUCACAUUGUUGGUCAAAAAAAGUUGGCUUCUAAUGCUUAUAUAAUAAUGGGAUUUCCACUAUGAAUGGCCAGUCUGAUUCUUGUUAUGCGAAUCUACCUUUAUUUAUGCUUUUAUACUUUGGUCGUACCCGCCAAGUGGUGUGCAUCAGUGCAUUUACUUUGCGGGUAUGUAUAAAAGUUGAACAUGUCGUAAUACUUUAUAUAUUUUAUAAUAUUGCUGUAUUAGUAGUAGUGACCUAAUGUAGAGUGAGGAUACCUUUUCUUAGAUUCAAAGCCAAGUCAAACAAUACGACGGCAAUACCUUCCAGUCUUGAUCUGUAUUUUCUUCAGCAUUGAAUUAAAAUGUUCUUUUGCUGAAUUAUUAAAUGGAUAGUGAAUUGCACCCUUCUUAGAGGUCAAAUAUUCAGACACGGCCAAGAUGAAAGUAAAUAAUCUGUCGCUAAAAUUUUAUUAUCGCUAGACUAUUUGAUAGCCAAGAUUCAUUUAUUCAUUAUCUACAUAAUUUAAUUUUCAUGUAUAAUUAGUGACUUUGUCUAUUUUCUUAGUCAUGCACUCAUGUGAAAUAUCUGAAUACGAUUUGGAAUUACUUGAGAAAUUUACAAACUCAUUAUCCAAAAAUUUGACAUUUAAAAGGUAUGAUUUUUUUUGCGAGACUUUGCUAGUUGUAAUUAAUUAUGGACAAGUUGAAUUUCACGUAAAUAUCUACCCUUUGUAUUCCAUGUGAAGGUAGUUGGGUGAUUAAUGCAGAUUGAAAAAAAUUUGCCUCAUAGGGACAACCUAGCAACAUGAAACAGAGGCCAAAACAUUUCUUAUUUUCUAUAGGAUCUUCAACUUGUGCAUCCCAAUUUUUAUUUUUAUUUUUUAUUUUUCCCUCUUUUGAUUUGUUGCAAUUGAUUUCCUGUACAGGUCGCUGAACAAUGGGUGCUGGAGGCCGAAUGUCUGUCCCUUCCAAGGGCAAGAAGUCAAAAUCUGACGUCCUCCAACGAGUUCCACACUCAAAACCUCCAUUCACACUCGGCGAACUCAAGAAAGCCAUACCGCCCCGUUGUUUCCAGCGAUCUAUUCCCCGAUCUUUCUCCUAUGUUUUAUAUGAUCUUACCAUUGCCUUUCUCUUCUUCUAUGUUGCCACCAACUAUUUCCAAAACCUUCCUCAACUUCUCUUCUACCUAGCUUGGCCAGUCUAUUGGAUGUGCCAAGGCUGUGUGCUUACCGGUGUUUGGGUCAUAGCACAUGAAUGUGGCCACCAUGCAUUUAGUGAUUACCAGUGGCUUGAUGACACUGUUGGCUUGAUCUUACAUUCUGCUCUCCUCGUACCAUACUUUUCGUGGAAAUUCAGUCACAGGCGCCACCAUUCAAAUACUGGUUCCCUGGAGCGAGAUGAAGUAUUUGUACCGAAACUCAAGUCUGGAAUCCAUGGGUUUGCCAAGCAUCUGAACAAUCCACCUGGCAGAGUUCUCAUACUUCUUGUCCAGCUGACUUUAGGAUGGCCUUUAUAUCUACUGUUCAACAUCUCGGGGAGACAUUAUGAACGUUUUGCUUGCCACUAUGACCCUCAUAGCCCGAUUUACUCGGAUCGUGAGCGCAUGCUGAUCCUUGUUUCUGAUGCUGGUGUUCUAGCUGUCACUUAUGGGCUUUAUUGUCUUGUGGCAGCUAAAGGACUUGCAUGGGUUCUUUGUGUUUCUGGUGGUCCAUUGCUUGUGGUCAAUGGAUUCCUAGUUUUGAUCACUUAUUUGCAGCAUACCCAUCCUGCACUGCCACAUUAUGAUUCCACAGAGUGGGAUUGGUUACGUGGAGCUUUAGCGACUGCUGACAGAGAUUACGGGAUUCUGAACAAGGUAUUCCAUAACAUUACAGAUACUCACGUGGCUCACCAUCUGUUCUCAACAAUGCCACACUAUCACGCAAUGGAGGCAACCAAGGCAAUCAAGCCGAUUUUAGGGAAUUAUUAUAAAUUCGACAGGACACCAAUUUUUAAGGCAAUGUGGAGAGAAGUCAAGGAGUGUAUCUAUGUGGAACCAGAUGAGAGAGACCAGAACAAAGGUGUAUUCUGGUAUCGUAACAAGCUUUAGUUUUAGAUGAAGAAUAACUAUACAAAUACUGGAAGGGAAUUUCUAGGCUAUUGUUAGUGAAGAUUUUGCUUUCCUUUCUGGAUAAAUUAAAUUGGUCUUUGCUUGUUUUGUACUAAAAUCGCAAUAUUACUUUGGUUGAAUGAAAUUUUGGAUUGCACUAGUCGUUGAAA
Messenger RNA from Olea europaea var. sylvestris, 2516 nucleotides. Its product is annotated as delta(12)-fatty-acid desaturase FAD2-like. The coding region runs from base 1195 to 2346 and encodes 383 amino acids. Gene Ontology annotation, biological process: lipid metabolic process. The record is from RefSeq and is a predicted model, not a curated record. Gene Ontology annotation, molecular function: oxidoreductase activity. Lineage: Eukaryota; Viridiplantae; Streptophyta; Magnoliopsida; Lamiales; Oleaceae. The transcript has 2 exons.